Messenger RNA from Drosophila persimilis, 696 nucleotides. RefSeq names its product ATP-binding cassette sub-family A member 3. Gene Ontology annotation, biological process: transmembrane transport; lipid transport. Gene Ontology annotation, cellular component: membrane; intracellular membrane-bounded organelle. Bases 1 to 696 code for a protein of 231 amino acids. The record is from RefSeq and is a predicted model, not a curated record. The transcript has a single exon. Gene Ontology annotation, molecular function: ATP binding; ABC-type transporter activity; lipid carrier activity. Lineage: Eukaryota; Metazoa; Arthropoda; Insecta; Diptera; Drosophilidae.
AUGUCCCCAGCCGUUGUGCAGACGCUCAUCUUGAGUCAAAGGAGUCACAAAAGAAAGCCGCCUCUGACAAAUUUCGCCAUGAAUAUGUAUGAUGAUCAGAUCACGGCUAUAUUGGGACUAUCAGAUUCGGGGAAAUCCGCCAUUACCAAUUCCAUUUCGGGCAGCAUUCCCCCCCAGUCGGGAUCGGUAAAAAUUGACGAUAGAGAUAUUGCGAGAUCGACCAGAACUCUGGUGGGACUCUCGCCACAGCAUAAUCCAUUAUUUGCCAAUUUGACCGUUAAGCAGAACAUGUACAUAUUCUAUGCUCUGCGGGGCACUAGCGCACAUGGAAGAGUACGUGCCACGGCCAGGUAUUUGAAAGCCCUCGAGCUCUGGCAAGUUAGGGAUGUGAAAGGCCGUUGCUUAUCCACGGCCGACAGGAGGAGAUUAUCUGUGGCCUGUGCCUUUUGUGGCAAUCCGCGGAUUGUGGUAUUAGAUGAACCCACCGAGAGCCUGGAGCCCUGUGAACGAAGAUUGGUGUGGGAUCUGUUACAAUCGGAGAAACGAUGUAGGACUUUAAUUAUCACAACUUACCAUAUCGAAGAGGCUGAUGUUCUCGGCGACCGUUUGGCUAUUCUAUGCGAUGGUAACCUGCUGUUCAAUGGCACUUCCACCUUUUUAAAAAACACGCAUGGUUCUGGAUAUCAGUUGGUAUGA